CCAUGCUCAACGGCGCGACAGGAGGGCUAGUACAGCGUCUUCCCUUAGCUGACUUCCACCGCUUCCUGCACUCGAGGCUUCGAGCGUUCAUGGCCGAGGACAUCCAAGUGACGUACGACAAGAGGCCGUCUCACAUACUUUACUCAGAACACGGCAGAAGCGCAACCUGCCGCUACUGAGGAUUAUUCUGGUUAAAGACGGAAAGGGGAAGACAUAUUUACU
This is a messenger RNA of Pseudomassariella vexata, 222 nucleotides long. RefSeq lists its product as uncharacterized. NCBI's taxonomy places the organism in Eukaryota, Fungi, Ascomycota, Sordariomycetes, Amphisphaeriales, Pseudomassariaceae. The transcript has a single exon. The record is from RefSeq and is a predicted model, not a curated record. The annotation marks the transcript as partial.